UUGACGUCACAGGUCUAAAGCGGAAGUGGUUGUAAUCUUCUGCAGUUGUGGGAUGAAGAUGGGUUAGGGAGAAGGCUGCAAAGUGUUAAAAAGAAACACUAAAACCUGAUAAUUUAACAUCUUUAGUGGACUAGACAUGAAGACGGUGUUUGUUACUGUCGGCACCACGAGCUUUGAUGAGCUCAGCAAUACCAUCACGUGCCCAGAGUCCGUGCAGGCUCUGAAGGCUCGCGGAUAUGAGCGUCUGGUUCUGCAGGUUGGAAGAGGAUCAGUUGUUCCUGCGGCUGACAGCUGUCCGCAAGUCAAACUUGAAGUGUUUCGAUUCAAAGAUUCGAUAGCGGAAGACAUGAAGCAGGCGGACCUCAUCAUAAGCCACGCAGGGGCAGGAAGUUGUUUGGAGGCCCUCGGAGCAGGCAAGCCUCUGCUGGUCGUAGUGAAUGACAAACUGAUGGACAACCACCAGCUGGAGCUUGCCCGACAGCUCCACAUAGACUCCCACUGUUUCUACUGCACAUGCAGCACCCUGACAGACACCCUGAGGACCAUGGAUCUCUCUGUUCUUCAGCCAUACGUGCCCGGGCAACCCAAGCAUUUCGCAAACUUUCUGGACAAAGCUCUCGGGGUUCAGAAACGUUGAUUUUUAAGGGACUGUUUAUUUUCUGUUACGCUCGAGAAAAUCAUGUAGUAGAUUAUGAUGCUUGAUGAUAUAAAUGUAAUUGUGCAGUAUAAAACUGUCACUGUUUAACACAAGUGCUUUCUAUUUUUUAUAUGCAAUAAUCUAUUUAAUUUCAAUUCAUUACGUGUGCUGUGACUCAUUUGUGUUCAAAAUGUGUUUUAAAAGUUUUAUACAAGAAAAUGAAAGACAGAUGCCUCGCAUGUUUAAAACAAACAACAAAGUUAAAGGCACAUCUAUGAGAGUGACCAAAUGUUGCAUUAAUGAAGUGUAGCACAGAGCAUGAGAAGUCUUUACAUCAUGUUUAGAUCUGUAUCCUGCAAAAAACUGUUGAACAAGACAAUCCAGGGCCUAAGAACUGAGUUCAUCAUUAACAGAGUGAAUAAGUAAACAGACAGGAAACUGAAAA
Messenger RNA from Labrus bergylta (ballan wrasse), 1082 nucleotides. RefSeq names its product ALG13 UDP-N-acetylglucosaminyltransferase subunit. Gene Ontology annotation, molecular function: hexosyltransferase activity. Lineage: Eukaryota; Metazoa; Chordata; Actinopteri; Labriformes; Labridae. Gene Ontology annotation, biological process: dolichol-linked oligosaccharide biosynthetic process. The record is from RefSeq and is a predicted model, not a curated record.